AUGCGCAAGGUGAUGGCAGCGCCACUAGCGGUGGUGAGCGGCGAGGACUGUGAAGGUGGCAGAGGAGAGACGGAGUGGGUGGACCUGGGUAUCGACCUGGGGGUGGACCUGGGGGUGGACCUGGGGGUGGACCUGGGAGUGGACCUGGGUGUAGACCUGGGGGUGGACCUGGGGUUGGACCUGGGUGUAGACCUGGGGGUGGACCUGCGGUUGGACCUGGGACCUGGGGUGAACCUGGGGGUGGACCUAGGUGUAGACCUGGGGGUGGACCUGGGGGUGGACCUGGGGUGGACCUGGGGUGGACCUAGACCUGGGUGUAGACCUAGGAAUGGACCUGGGGGGGACCUGGGUGUGGACCUGCGGGUGGACCUGGGUGUGGACCUGCGGGUGGACCUGGAGGUGGACCUGGGGGUGGACCUGGGUGUAGACCUGGGAAUGGACCUGGGGGUGGACCUGGGUGUGGACCUGGGACCUGGGGUGGACCUGGGGGUGGACCUGGGGGUGGACCUGGGGGUGGACCGGGAGGUGGACCUAGGGGUGGACCUAGGGGUGGACCUGGGUGUAGAACUGGGUGUAGACCUGGGGGUGGACCUGCGGGUGGACCUGGGGGGACCUAAGGGUGGACCUCGGUGUAUACCUGGGUGUAGACCUGGGGGUGGACCUUCGGGUGGACCUGGGGGGACCUGGGGGGACCUGGAGGUGGACCUGGGGGUGGACCUGGGGGUGGACCUGGGGGUGGACCUGGGGUUUGACCUGGGGGUGGGCCUGGGAGUGGACCUGGGGGUGGACCUGGGGGUGGACCUGGGGGUGGACCUGGGGGUGGACCUGGGUGUGGACCUGGGGGUGGACCUGGAGGUGGGCCUGGAGGUGGGCCUGGGGGUGGACCUGGGGGGUGGACCUGGGGUGGACCUGGGGGUGGACCUGGGGGUGGACCUGGGGGUGGACCUGGGGGUGGAACUGGGGGUGGAACUGGGGCUGGACCUGGGGGUGGACCUGGGGGUGGACCUGGGGGUGGACCUGGGGGUGGACCUGGGGGUGGACCUGGGGGUGGACCUGGGGGUGGACCUGGGGGUGGACCUGGGGGUGGACCUGGGGGUGGACCUGGGGGUGGACCUGGGGGUGGACCUGGGGUCUACCGGGGGGUGGACCUAG
Messenger RNA from Bacillus rossius redtenbacheri, 1152 nucleotides. RefSeq names its product vesicle-associated protein-like. The record is from RefSeq and is a predicted model, not a curated record. Lineage: Eukaryota; Metazoa; Arthropoda; Insecta; Phasmatodea; Bacillidae. The coding region runs from base 1 to 1152 and encodes 383 amino acids. The transcript has 7 exons.